Molecule: messenger RNA, 2869 nt
Organism: Drosophila albomicans
Lineage: Eukaryota; Metazoa; Arthropoda; Insecta; Diptera; Drosophilidae
Product: NFX1-type zinc finger-containing protein 1
Exons: 5
Coding region: 98-2854 (918 amino acids)
Biological process (GO): regulatory ncRNA-mediated heterochromatin formation
Cellular component (GO): nuclear RNA-directed RNA polymerase complex
Molecular function (GO): helicase activity
Source: RefSeq, a predicted model, not a curated record
AAUGAAAAACCAAAACAAACAGGUUGCACACGUAUAAAAAACCGGGCAUCCCCUUUAAAGUCUCAUAACCCAUUGAAGUUAAGCGGUGAAUUGCAACAUGUCGGACUCUGAUGACGAUUGGUUUAACAAGGACGAAAAUGAGAUUGUACAAAACCUGCAGCAACAGGUGAAACAAUUGGAGAAACAGGAGCAACACGAGGAGCAUAUUGUAGUCACUCAAAGACCUAAUGAUUACAUUAAGCAACUCAGUCUGGAUAAUAGCAAUGAGCCAUCCAGUACUGCACGGUUUGGCACCGGCGACUUACCGAAUGCUCUAAAAAUGCAACCACUGGAUAUGUUUUUCUAUUUUAUGACGGAUGCUCGUGACCUCUUUGCAAAUCAGUUGCGUGCGAAUGACUCACAGAAACGUCUAUUGCAAUAUGUUGAGGUUGUGACACGAUUGUGCCAAAUGGAACUGGGCGGUUUCGAUGACGAACUGGUGUCAGGAUUUGCCAAUCAAAUUGGGCUGUUGAAUCAAAUGAAGGUAUUUGCUGUAAGACUCUUUACGCCUCCUUCAAAGGGUAUCUUAGAUGACGAAUCGGAGCAAUUGCUCCGCAACAUCAAGUGGUUGCUGCUACGUGCCCAUAAACUUGGUGUUCUCGGUAAAUUGGGCUAUGAGCUGAUUGAGCAUUUCAAAACACAACUUGCUCAGUGUCAAUUGCCGCAUCUUUUGGAGCAUCCGUUGUGUGUGGAAUUCGCUCAAGAAUUGGCGGUGCUGCCAACAGUAAACAAUUUAAAGGAUGAGAUAUAUCCAAAGCUGGAUGAACUACAGCGAUCUGAUCCAGAUGACGUGGCAAAUGUUGCUGCCAGUGAUUCUAGACCGCAAGAUGCAGCAGGUUACAUAAGCUGGCAGCGUCAACUUCUUCGAGAGGAUUUUGCGCUACCGUUGCGGGAGUUUGUAAAAACCAUCCGGGACAAAACGAAAGUGGAAGCUUUGAUAAACAAUCAUCUGGUUCGACCAAACACCCGGCUAAUACUGAACCCAGAGUUUGCUGAUGCCGAGAAAAAUAACCUGAUUUUCGUGAAUAUCAGCCCUACUGUUAAAUUAGAUGUGAAGUACAUGCAGAGUUUUAAAAACGGUGCUUUGCUAUGCUUUACCACCAGCUAUGAUUUUGAUAAUCUUAUAUUGGCCACCGUUGGUUACACUUCCCUCGAUAUGAUGAAAAAAGGCUAUUUAAGUGUGGAGAUUAUCAAGCAAUACAACAUUGGCAAAAUCUAUGACAUACCGCUAAUCAUGUUCGAGACGCCGGUAUUCUUCGAGCCGUAUCUGCGUGUCCACAACUAUCUGACCACCUGCAGUGCCGACAACUUUCCCAUGCGUCUCUACAUUAUCGAUGGAUGUCUUGAAGUUGCAGGACCCGCCUGCAUUGACCCAGGACUCAGGUUGAAUUACAAUCAAAAGCUUCAAAUACAACUGAAUGCAUCCCAGAAAGUGGCAAUUGACCAUGCAUUUACCCAUGAGUUUUGUCUCAUUCAAGGCCCACCGGGCACCGGCAAGACUCAUUUAUCCGUGGAACUGCUGAAGGUACUGUUAGACAAUGCUGCUGCAACGAAGACUGGACCAAUUAUUGUGCUGACAUACACAAAUGAUUCGCUGGAUAAGUUUCUGCUGAAGGCAUCUGAGCAUACCGACAGCAUUAUUCGUUUUGGCAGCCAAAGUCGAUUGCCGGAAAUUGCCAAAUAUAAUGUGCAAACUAUGGUCGAUGAUCAACUAGUGCCGCCGCGUCUUAAGCGACUUUGGUGGCUAAUCAAAUGUGAAUACAAGGACAAGUUUGAACGUCUGCAAACGUUGUAUGCCAACUUUGAUGGCAGUCAGGACGAUUAUGUGCAAAUACAAAAAGCGCAAAAGGAUUUGCAACUGGUCACUGAGAAACGGAAUACGCUGCGUAUUAUAUUUCAAUAUUAUGUGGCGCGUAAUAAAGCAUUGUUGGCCAUGACCACAUCAUGUGGCGCACGUCUCAACUAUCUGUUUAGACUGUUGAAAAGCAAAUGUCUCAUCUUUGAGGAGGCUGCCGAAACGGCUGAGACACAUGUGUUGGCCUGCCUAACGCCACAUACCGAGCACGUUAUAUUGGUUGGUGAUCAUAAGCAAUUGCAGCCAUACACUGGCAGUUAUACGCACCAGGGAUUACAGAUCUCGUUGUUUGAGCGUUUGAUUGUCAACGGAUUCCCCGUCGCAGUCCUCGACAUGCAGUAUCGUAUGCGUCCAUGCAUUGCUGAGUUGUUGGUGCCCAUAUUCUAUGAUGCACUUGCCAACAGCGAGUCGGUAAAAGCUUAUGACAAUGUCAGGGGAAUGGCCGCAAAUAUGUAUUUUGUAAACCACAAGGAGCCCGAAGAACAACUGACGGACAUGUCCUUUGUUAACAAACACGAAGCUCUAAAGCUAGUGGAACUAUUAAGAGCUUUAAGGAAAUAUUAUAUGUUAGGUUCGCAUAUUGUGAUAUUAUCGCCAUAUAAUGCGCAGGUUGAGUAUAUCAAAUUGUUACUACCCAAAAAGGAAAAAAAUAAUACCUUAGUCGCCACCGUGGACAGUUACCAGGGACUUGAGGCCAACAUUGUGCUCUUGUCGCUGGUUCGGAGCAAUGCAGCUGGGCAGAUUGGUUUUCUACGUUUGCCGAAUCGAGUUUGUGUGGCAUUAUCGCGUGCCCGCUGGGGCCUUUACAUGAUUGGCAAUAUGGAGACGCUACAGCGUGGCAAUCAUGAGCUCUGGGGUGCAAUCAACAGCAAGCUGGAGGCGGCAAAUGCCAUUGGCGAGGAAUUUCCUUUGACAGAAGAACAAAAAGUUUCAAAAACUAAAAACAAAAAAAAUAAAUAAAAGUCGUUAUGUUUU